Botrytis porri is the source of this 3003-nucleotide messenger RNA. RefSeq lists its product as uncharacterized. NCBI's taxonomy places the organism in Eukaryota, Fungi, Ascomycota, Leotiomycetes, Helotiales, Sclerotiniaceae. The transcript has 3 exons. The coding region runs from base 1 to 3003 and encodes 1000 amino acids. The record is from RefSeq and is a predicted model, not a curated record.
AUGACGCGCCAACCUUCCAAUCAAUCUCUCGACGCUCCUGGUCAACCCGCCAACCCUUUGCCUAUUCCUACUACCCAAUCUGUUGCUCAAUCUGCCCCUCCUCCCCAAAAGUCUGCUCUUCAACAACCAUCAUCCUCAGACCAUGUUUGUCGAUCCAGAGAUGCCAUAUCCUGCGGCCGUGGACAAGGUGGACAAGGUGGAGAAGAUGUUUUCAUGCCACCUCCACGAUUGACUUACCUGGAUUUGUUGAUCAUUGAGAAUUCGGGAUUUCCAAGUAUGGCUGAGUUUGAGAUCUUCCUCCAGCUGUACCAGAAAUCAUAUUAUCAAAUGGAACCAGCGGAACGCAAAAAGCUCUCCCAGCAAGUGGAGCUUCUUCGACGAAGUAUGCGCCAUCCGCAAUCGAUUCAGGCGCUGUUAGAAGCACAGCAGAGUAUUCAGGCCGGUCAACCGUUCCUCAGCCUCAAGCAUUAUGCAAACUUCAGCCGCAAUGGAUACAUACUUACCUCCAUGAUCAGUCGCUGCCUUAAUCUUACCUCUUUCGCUCUGCAGCGAGCCGUUUUUAAGGCCGCGGUAGAAGCAAGUAGGAACACCGACACGCCAAACAUAGCAACCAUUUCAGGUAAAAGCUGUGAAGACAUUUUGACCCGUGGUGUACAACACUGGACCGCUGAGGACAUCUUGAAGCUUGAGACGAUCGUCUACAUCCGCCCCGCUGAGCACCACGUCAACAACCCUCCAUCUAAGGUCACUUCGCGUACUGAUUUUUCAUAUUUCUCGCAUGAGCCACCUCUUCAUUACCCAGAUCCUCCCAAGUAUGGGAGUAUGAAAAUGGAGCCAAACAAUUUCGUUUUGUCCUUGCAACAACCAUGGACAUACAGCCAGUGUUUGGACUACCUCGCUGAUCGGACGAUAAAAUUUAUGAAUUCUCGUGAUCCAGAAGCUUUUUUCUUCAGCUUACCUUCGGAUGACAAGCUUCAAGGCAUGACGGCGGAUCAACGCGCAGAGGUUGUUCGUAAACACAUUAUAGAGCAAGAUGAAAAGUGUGCUCUAUCAAAGUCAGGCAAUGAUACGUACCCUGUUCACUCGAAAACCUUCAAGCGUCCUAUUACAGAUACACACUGUAGUUUGGUUCCGGAGCUUGAUACAACUGCAUCAAUCUCAAAAGGUAGCCCUUACAUCCAGGAAUCUCUUGCGAAUCAUCGACACCACGAAACCCAUGAUAUAUGCAGUAGUGGAGGUAGACAUGAAUUUCAUUCACCACUAUCGAACUCUCGUGCAAAUUAUGAAAGCAGAUUGGGACAUGGACGUCAGCCGCCAUCGAGCAUUGCGGCAGAUGACGGAGAUUGCGAUUCAGACCUGGAAAAUGACGAUGAUUCUGAUUGGGCUCCCACUCAAUCUGACAAUUGGAGCUCGCCAUCGAGAUCAACAAAGCGUGUAUCCUUCGCUGCAUCGGUGACAGACAUACCAGGAAAUCUUCGUGGACAGGAAAAUAGUAUCGUUCCAUCUGAUUCCCUCUCCUUUGCAGAGUCGGAGUCAGAGACUGAUCCAGCAACCACUGAAGACAAUGUAUCACUAAGCGAAAACAUUCGCAAUCGUCAAGAUUGUCUUUGGAUUGCUUCUGUAGCUCAUGCUACAUCUGCGAUGGAAGUUGCUCUGGCUCCCGAUGAUGAAAAUGACGUUAUUGUCCCAGUUAGCAAACCUCGUACCUCUGUCUCGAAGAGAGGAAAUAGAAAGCGCUCAGUGACUCGAGGUCAUCGAGUAGCUCAACCACGUGCUCAACGACGCGGUGAGGAUUUGAACAAUAUGAAGCUCGAUUCUGGUGAUGAGAAGGUUCAAAAGUGUCAAGGUAUCAGAGCCGAAGAGGUUUUGUCUCCUACUUGGGAAGGGGUUCCCCCAACGCAACGAGGCAUUUCAAAUAUUAGAUAUGUUCCUCAAGCAGAUUCGAUAGCAGCCAUGCAAGAAAUGUUACUAGAGCAGCAAAAAAAGAAGAGAGUCCAAUUAAUGCAAGAAAGUGCCGCUAUGCGAGCUAGACUUUUCUCAAUGAUUGGUCCAAAAAAUGAUCAAGACUUUGAAGCUUCAGCAUAUGAACCGGCAUUGUUAACAAUGGAACAGGAAAGCAAGAACCAAGUUGAAUCGAAACGCCAAGAACAGGUUACCAUGUCAGCUGCUUAUUCCUCCUGGGAGAGUAGUGGUUCCUCCUGCGAGAAUGGUCUCUCUUGGGAGGGGGUUGGUCAAACAAUGCCUGUAGAAUCUUCUCUUGUUUCUCUCGGAAAUGACAAAAAUAUCCUCAAUGUUCCCCCAAAAUUCCACGGUGUCACAUCGAAAGAAGCUCAGCAAUUCGAACUUGGUCAGCUUGGAAAGCCUAAGAAUCGUUCCGCGCUUCAGGCUUCCCAUGCGGGCAAGACUUCUGCUUCUGCCAAGGGCCCCAAAGACUUUAAACAAGACAUGGCUACCAAGUUGGGUGACCUUAGGAAAUUUGCGGAUGAGUUCAAGAUGUCCACCCCAGUUCCAAGUGACAUUGCCUUUAUCAAUCACGGUGAGGUUCCCGUGGCUGUAUCGCAGAAUCACUCUCAGGAUCGUGCUAACACUUGCGAUGAAGGUCCUCUUCGUAUUGCUAUCAAGGAAGAGAAUCUUCGUCGUUUCAAGGGUGUUCCAUUUGAUGAGUCGAAUGUGAAAGUUAUCUCGGUUGAGGAAGCUACUCGUCUUCUUGCUUCUCAGAAGUUAGCUAAAGAGAUCUCGACUGCUACAAAGUCUGCAACUGGUACCUCUCCUUCCAUUCCUGCAAAUAUUCCAUUGAAUGGUUUCGAUCUCAGCGUUACAGCUACAGCAUAUGAUCAAGACCGUUUCAUAAAAGCUAUCAAUAGCAGCGUCAAGAGUCACAAGGCUAACCAUAGUAUUCACAGCCUCGAACAAGACGGUUCAAUGAAUGCCAAGUGCAGAAGUCGUUCCGAGAGAUCGAGAUUGAGAUCGAGAUUCAAUGAUUUAAGUGGCGAGCUGUUCUGA